Zea mays is the source of this 684-nucleotide messenger RNA. Its product is annotated as pollen-specific arabinogalactan protein BAN102. The record is from RefSeq and is marked validated. NCBI's taxonomy places the organism in Eukaryota, Viridiplantae, Streptophyta, Magnoliopsida, Poales, Poaceae. The transcript has a single exon. The coding region runs from base 112 to 276 and encodes 54 amino acids.
AGUCCGUACUACCCAGGCAAGCGAUCGUCGGAGCAGAGAGAGACUUCCUCGCCUCCAUCCCAUCCCGCCGCCGCCGUCUCUACGGUCGCUAAUAAGCCGCCGCAUCCAGGGAUGGAGAUGAAGAAGAUCGCCUGCGCCGUCCUCGUCGCCGCCUCGGCCACCGUGGCGCUGGCCGCGGAGGCGCCGGCUCCGUCUCCCACCAGCGGCUCCUCCGCGGUCGCACCCGCCAUCGUCGGGGCCGCCGUGGCCUCCUUCUUCGCGUACUACAUUCACUGAGCCGCCGGACGAGGAGCCGGAGCCGGAGGGAAGAGACCAAGGUGGGGGGAGAGACUUGGCUGCGCUGCGCUGCUCUGCUGCUCCCGCGCAUUCCCGAUGCGUGGGCGUGCUCUGAUUGGGCACGGCGGUGGCAGUGGCACACCUUCGUCUUCCUUUUGUUUGUUUUUUUUCCUUCCUCUUUCUACUUGAUUUUCAUUUAACGAAUUGGUAUCGCUGAUGCACCAGUUUAAUUUGGUGCCCUGUUAUUUGUUCUUUCCCUCGAGUGAGGGAUCGACACCUGUACCAUUGCUUGCCAUUUGUCUGGACCAGUUCAACAAUUCGAUUUAACCAUCACGUAUAUGUGUGCUUUGGAUAAACAUUAUUACAUUACCCUCAUGGUGAGGGGAUUGCCGGUUUGUUAUGCCUUAA